AUGCAGUUCAAGUCGACCUUUGCCGCCCUCGUCCUUGCCGCCGCUGGUCUCGUGCAGGCUGCUCCGCUCCAGGAGCGUGCUGGCUGUUCGUCGUACGUCAUCAUCAACACUCGCGGUACCAGCGAGCCUCAGGGUCCCUCGGUCGGCUUCCGCACCAUGAACACCCGCAUUCGCUCCGCCGUUUCGGGUGGCUCCGAAUACGACACCGUCUACCCAGCCGGUAUCGACCAGAACUCGGCCCAGGGUACUGCCAACAUCGUGGCCCAGGUCAAGGCCGGUCUGGCCCGCAACCCCAACACGUGCUUCCUCCUCGAGGGCUACUCCCAGGGUGCCGCUGCCACCUGCAAUGCCCUUCCUCAGCUUACUGGUGCGGCGUUCGACGCCGUCAAGGGUGUCAUUCUUAUCGGCAACCCCGAACACAAGCCCAACCUCGCUUGCAACGUCGAUGGUAACGGUGGCAAGACCACCUUCAGCGCUAGAGGUAUCUCGGCUGCUUUCACCCAGGGCGUCCCCUCCAACUGGGUCUCCAAGACGCUCGACAUCUGCAUCUACGGCGACGGAGUUUGCGACGUCAGCUCCGGAUUCGGAAUCACCCCCCAGCACCUUACCUACGGAUACAACACCAACGUUCAGACCAUGGGCGCCAACUUCGGUAUCAAGGCUCUUCAGGGAUAA
Molecule: messenger RNA, 675 nt
Organism: Moesziomyces antarcticus
Lineage: Eukaryota; Fungi; Basidiomycota; Ustilaginomycetes; Ustilaginales; Ustilaginaceae
Product: carbohydrate esterase family 5 protein
Exons: 1
Coding region: 1-675 (224 amino acids)
Molecular function (GO): hydrolase activity
Source: RefSeq, a predicted model, not a curated record